This is a messenger RNA of Neolamprologus brichardi, 642 nucleotides long. RefSeq names its product vesicle-trafficking protein SEC22b-B-like. Lineage: Eukaryota; Metazoa; Chordata; Actinopteri; Cichliformes; Cichlidae. The record is from RefSeq and is a predicted model, not a curated record. Gene Ontology annotation, molecular function: SNAP receptor activity. Gene Ontology annotation, biological process: retrograde vesicle-mediated transport, Golgi to endoplasmic reticulum; endoplasmic reticulum to Golgi vesicle-mediated transport.
AUGAUUUUGCUGACAAUAAUCACUCGUCUGACGGACGGACUUCCGCUCGCUGCGUCUGUACAGGAGGAUGAACAGUUAGGAAUAGACCUCCAGCUGUACCAGAGCCAGGUCAAGCAGUUGUGCCGUAAACUGGACGCUCAGAGUCCAGAACGUUGUACCUUUGAUACCGGGGACAAGAACUUUCAUUUUUUAAUAUCCCAGGGUGUGUGUUACAUUAUCCUCUGCGAGGCUUCUUUUCCCAAAACGAUGGCUUUUGAAUACCUCGAAGACCUCAGCAAAGAGUUUUAUGUCCAGUAUGGAAAAAAAGUACCUACAGUAACCAGGCCCUACUCUUUCAUAGAGUUUGACACAUAUAUCCAAAAAGUGAAUAAGCCAUCUGUGUCGAUCAAACUCCGGAGGACCUUGGAAAGUACUAAAAAAGAGCUGGAUGAUACUCAGAAAAUAAUGGUGGCAAAUAUUGUUGAAGUCCUGCAGAGAGACCCUCUCUGUGAUAUUGCCAAAAAAGUCAGCAACCUGAGCAGCUUUUCAAAAAGUUGCCGCAGCAAUGCCAAAGAUGUCAACAGCUCCCCCGGCUAUGUUAAGGCUGUAGCUGUGGCUGUGUUCAUCACACUCAUCAUCUACAUGCGUUUCUGGUGGCCCUGA